GAUGUUCAAUUCACAGUAAAAUGUGGAUCAUGCAUUAGAUCAAUUUUGAUAUUUAAACAUGCCUCAGCUGCCUGUGUAUAUUGCACUUUAUGUUCAGAAGAACGGCCCGAGUUGGUGCUUUCUGUGAAUAGGGUAUAAAUAGGUUCCAUUACUUCAACAAUAAAAGCACAAAUUCCAUCUGUUGAGAAAAAUGUUAGACAUUGGCAGAAUGUAGCUAGUUAUAAUUCAUUAUACCAACAGUAAAAUGAAUUAAAGUGGUCAUCAAUCACAGUCUGUGUUGAUUUAAUAAUAUAUAUAAAAUCUCCAGAAUGCUGGCAAGUCUAGUAAAUGAUCUCAUUUCAUUUUCCUUUUAGUUUACAAAUGUUCAUUGAAAGUGCCCAUUGCUUUGGUUACUCGUGUUCAGUACAAUCAUAUCUAAAUAUUAUAUAUCUGUGUUUUGGUAAAUCUUAAUUGUAAACUAGGUUGACUGAAGCAAUAGUCAAAACUUCAGCUACAAAUUUGAGAUCCCACACAGGUAUUAAUCAAAAAUAGUAAAGUACAAAAGCAAAAGAGUGAUGGUGAGAGAUUUUCCACUUCUAAUGAGGCAAAGUAUAUCUUUGUGUCUUUCUUCUUUGCUGGAUUUGCUGUUCUUGGAAGCCUCGGAAAUAAAUUGUAACCUACUGUAUACCAGAUCCAUACACAUGCAUUUGAACAUUGACUAACUACAGUGAUGUAAGUAUUUUUUUUAAUUAUUAUUAUUAUUUUAUUACAAUUUAAUUUGAGUUUUGAGGGGUCAUGUCAUGUCACUGUCACUGGAGUUAAAAUGUCCAGAUGUCCAUACUGUCCUUUCAUUUAUGUGGCAUUUAUUAGAGUGUUUGCUCAUAACCAGCUAUCUGUGAUUCAUGAUUGAUUAUAGCUCUGAUAAUGCAUCUAUCUUCUCUAGGUCUUUCAGGCUGUGUGCUCGUAUCCUGUAAAGCCUUCCAGUGGCAUGAACCAGAAAGGGCUUUAUGUGAACUUUGGCCGUGCCACACCCAGAUAUGUUCAGCACCAUAAACACACACUGCUGCCACCGAGCGGACAAACAGUCCAUGUGCCGCGUGUACAGGUUCAGGUCCUGAGUAACAGUCUGCAGACGGUACGUUUCUCAGAAGCAGCUUAUUUUUGUCAAAAUGAAGGAAAACAUAUGGAGCGCGUUGGAAGAAAUGCUAACUAAUUAUUUAAAGCUAUGAUUUAUUUAAAAAUCUAGUCUUUACAGAUUAGUUUUAAACUUUAAACCCGUUCAAAAUGUUCGCUUUUUAUACGCCUGUCCCUUUAAGAAUCAGCCUCCGGCUGUUCCCGGGCGUUCUCGCGGUUCUUCAGCGCUUGGCAACGUGCAAGCUGUGUCCUUAUAUGGACCAAUGAGAUCACCGCCAACGACCAAGCUCAGCCAAUCAGAAUCCACAGUUCGUGCGCACGUUUGAAAAUCAGCUUGCUUGCUUGCUUGACGUCUGUAUGUUUCGGAGCGCAAACAAACUCUGUAACGUUUUGUGUUUACAUUAAAAUAAUAAAAGACAGUGGAAGUCAAGCACACGAGUGACCAGAGUUGAAUGAAUUACGUCUGUAGUUACUGUGCGCGUGAUGCCGUCCAGAACUGAAGACUAUGAGGUGUUGCUCACCAUAGGAUGUGGGUCGUAUGGGAAAUGCCAGAAAAUCAAGAGGAAAUCAGAUGGAAAGAUUCUGGUUUGGAAAGUGCUGGACUAUGGCACUAUGGCCGAGGCAGAGAAACAGAUGCUGGUGUCGGAGGUCAAUUUGCUCCGUGAGCUGAAGCACCCAAAUAUCGUCCGAUACUAUGACAGAAUUAUAGACCGGACAAACACAACAUUAUACAUAGUGAUGGAGUACUGUGAGGGUGGGGAUCUCGCCAGCCUCAUCAACAGAUGCAUCAAAGACAGACGGUACCUAGAAGAACAAUUCACCCUUUGUGUAAUGGCACAGUUGUCCCUGGCCUUAAAAGAGUGCCAUGGUAGAAGUAACGGCAGCAGUACAGUUCUGCACCGUGACCUGAAACCCGCAAACAUCUUUUUGGAUGUCAAACAGAAUGUAAAGCUAGGAGAUUUCGGUUUAGCUCGGAUACUGAACCAUGAUACAAGCUUUGCUAAAACAUUUGUUGGAACUCCAUAUUACAUGUCGCCGGAACAAAUUAAUCGCAUGUCCUACAAUGAAAAAUCAGAUAUAUGGUCUUUGGGAUGUUUACUCUAUGAACUAUGUGCUUUAUCACCUCCAUUUACAGCAUACAACCAAACCGAGCUGGCCGGUAAAAUCAGAGAAGGAAAGUUUCGAAGAAUCCCAUACCGAUUCUCUGACGACUUGAACACACUUCUUUCGAAAAUGCUCAACUUAAAGGACUAUCUGAGGCCCUCGGUGGAGUCCAUUCUGCAGAACAGCUUGAUCUCGGGUUGUGUAGCCCAGGAGCAGAAGAGGCUUCAGGAGAAGCAGCGGUGCAGAUCAGCGGACGUAGAGCAGCCCAAACAUCCAGAGCCGUCGCUUCUAGCAGAUCUGCGGCUGAAGGAGCAGAUUUUACGUGAGCGUGAGCAGGCCCUCAAAGAGCGAGAGCAGAGACUACAGCAAAGGGAACAGGAGCUGUGUGUCCGAGAACAGCAAUCAAAUGAAAAGCUGGCCAGAGCUGAAAGCUUGUUGAAGGUGUAUAAUUUGAUCCGGCAGCAGAGGGCGCUGUCUCUACUCAGUGCCAGUGACACAGAGAAUGAAGAGAACAUCUCCCCAGGAAAGAAGAGGGUUCACUUUGCAGGAGACGGCAAGGAAAACGGCAGACUGAUCGCUAAACCUCAAGAACACUGUCUUGUAAAGAGGCACCAGUGGGCUAACAUGCGUAUCCAAACUCUUGAUGAAGAGGAAAAGAUGUAUUCAUCAAAGCCCAGAGAAAUGCAGGGCAUCCGCUAACCAUGAACGACAAUUUACUACUGAAAGUGGUGCAUUAGUGUGAUCAAGAGUUUUAUUUACAGUUGUUUACAUUAAAAGCAGAAAUCUUAUUUCCUAUUUAUUUGCUGCAACAUUUGUACAGUACAGUGGAACAAAACAUUUGUGGACAUUACACUGGGUUAUUUUAUCAAAGAUAAUGUGCUGUAUUCUUGUCAUUUUAUAGAUGCUUUUUUACCUGGAUUGUUUUAUUUGGAUGUGCAAUUUUGUUAUUAAAAUAAAGUGUUGAUUAAUAUUA
Cyprinus carpio (common carp) is the source of this 3190-nucleotide messenger RNA. RefSeq names its product serine/threonine-protein kinase Nek2-like. NCBI's taxonomy places the organism in Eukaryota, Metazoa, Chordata, Actinopteri, Cypriniformes, Cyprinidae. The coding region runs from base 1597 to 2916 and encodes 439 amino acids. Gene Ontology annotation, biological process: protein phosphorylation. The transcript has 10 exons. Gene Ontology annotation, molecular function: protein kinase activity; ATP binding. The record is from RefSeq and is a predicted model, not a curated record.